Molecule: messenger RNA, 2308 nt
Organism: Paramormyrops kingsleyae
Lineage: Eukaryota; Metazoa; Chordata; Actinopteri; Osteoglossiformes; Mormyridae
Gene: umad1
Product: UBAP1-MVB12-associated (UMA) domain containing 1
Source: RefSeq, a predicted model, not a curated record
UACGACGAUAGUUACAAAACACAACCAGUGAUCUUAAAAUUAGCUUCACGAUCUUAAAUUACGUCAAAUACAUUUUAUUUGAAUAUAAAAAAUAAAUAAAUAAAACGUUUUACGAUGAAUGUACAUGGAUUUGAGCGACUCCAGGCUGCGUGACGUCCGAUAACACAGGAAACCAGACAGCAAAAAAGGGCCGGAUAAGCCGGAGUUAACCGCAUAGAAAGACACUGCUUUGUAACAUCCUUCACUCAGAAAUAAAAAACGACGAUAUCUGGGAUCGAGGACAAGUCAAGAUGUUUACUUUUUUCGGGCGAAAAGACUCGUCCAAGAAGUCGGUGCCAGAAAAAGAAUUGGACGGGUUUGUAAUAGUAGGGGAAACACCUGAAGAGCAGAAGCAGAAGAGUCAGAAGAGCGGCCCCACACCGCCCGCAGCCGGUGUCAUUGUGCUGCCUUCGAAGACACCAUAUGAGAACCUAGUUCAGCCGGCUCCGGUGCAGCCGGUUCCAGCCCAGCCGGCCCCCAUGUAUGCGGCCCCAUUGGCUGCUCCCGCUGCCUCGGAAGGCGGCCCUUCCCUCCCGGAGCUCCUGAGCGACGUGCCCUUCACUCUGGCUCCCCACGUCCUGGCUAUGCAGGCAGGCCUUCACCACUUGCCCGACGUGCUUCUCUCCCGGGACAUUAACGACAACCUGGCCAGCUUCCGCUAUGACUUCUCCCUGGAGAACUCGGUCCUCUGUGACUCAUAAUACCCCCUUCAGUCAGUGGAGCUUCUCUGUGCUGCUGUGAUUUGUUGAAUUCUGGAAAACACCAACAUUUUUAAAUCACUACUUUUACUCAGCAUUUCGACAUGCUGCCUUAAAUGAACUAUAGAUAUCAGAACGGUGGGUUUGUACUUGCAUCACAGUAAAUCCUGUCAUCAGCGUGUGUGGCUGGUGUUUGUCAGGCACUCAGGAAGCUAACAACACGUAAAAUAAUCAAAAUGAAGGCAUUUGUCCUUGGUGUUCAUAUCUAUGUAAAGUAAACUUACAUUUUUAAUUGGAUUAUCUUACCUUAUCUCGUACUGUCACAGGAAAUGCUGUAUCACGCUUUAGUGCAUCACCCUCAUAUCAGAGAGUGACCAGAAAUCAGCUGUGUGUAUAGCUUUAAAUAAGGAGGAAUGGUUUUACUCAUGAGUUCUUUACUGAAUGCAGAUUCUCGGAGUUGCUGUUUUGUGUGAAAUUGGUUUGAGAACAUCUCUUUGCCUGUCUAGAAGUAGCAGGGUCAGUGAAGUAGGAUUGUGGCUCGAUGAGAAUUGUCACACUUUCUCAUUCAUGUGAUUUUCUCAGCUUGUGUCUGUGUUAUAAUGAGUAUAAGCCCAUUGCAUGUUUUCUGGUUGACAACGUAGUAAUAAAAGUGUGUUUUGUGUAUGCGCGCCGGUUCGUGCAUUUGAGCGUGCAGGUCUCCUUAGCGCACGAAGGUACAUUGAUGGGAUAUGAAGGAUUAAGUGGGUAAUAAUUUGGUUGCUCUAGUUUAAACAUGCUUAAUUUUUUUAUUAUUAAUCAUAAAGUUAGAAUUGGAAAUCGCCUCGUUUGCAAAUUAUAUGUAUUCAUACACAUAUUCGUUUGAUACAAUCCAUAUUUCUUGACGUAAUGACAUGUGAUUGCAUCUGCAGGGUUGCCAAACUCAGGCAUCCGGCGCGACACUCAUGCUUUCUGACUCUCAGGCAAGAAACCUUACGGCAAAUCUAUGUUAUUCCAUUAUAAACCUAAAAUUCGUUAGCCUUCAUCAAAAGCACUGGGAUACUUUGCAAACCUUACAGACUGUUUACAAGGUAAUAAAACUCUUACAUGUAAAUGUGUGUGCAUGCGUGUGCAGACUUGUCUCGAACUUAAAAUCUCACACCAGCCAGCUGACCAAAGUUGGCAACCCUGCACCUCUGCUGUAUACUGUAUGACUGCAUACUGUAACUUAUUGUUUUGUAUUUUCAUAUGAAUGCAUUAGUUUGUCAACAAUACGGCUUGCUUGUUAGUAAGAGUCAAACUAAUAUAUUUAAACAGUAUUUUAUUAUGCUGUUGUGCCGUUGUCACGUUUAAUUUUAACGUAAAAAUUGGGCGGCAAGAAGUUCUACCGCUGCAACCCGCCCGAAGAAUUUUACUACCGGCACCCAACCCCCGGGUAUACGAUAUUUUGACGGCUGUCCCUCAUCAACUUCCUGAAAUAAAUACGUCUAUGGUGGUAUGUCUAUUUUAAAUGUCCCCUUAUAUGUACCACACAAUGUUUGUAGCGAUAUUCUGCAUACUUUGCAUUACUUGUACAACAAUAGAAUAUUUCUCUA